This is a messenger RNA of Armigeres subalbatus, 993 nucleotides long. RefSeq names its product ras guanine nucleotide exchange factor P-like. Lineage: Eukaryota; Metazoa; Arthropoda; Insecta; Diptera; Culicidae. The record is from RefSeq and is a predicted model, not a curated record. The transcript has a single exon. The coding region runs from base 1 to 993 and encodes 330 amino acids.
AUGACCAUCAACAGAAAAGUUAUCGAACAGAAUCACUACAAUGAGGAUAAUCCACCGCCAUUGCCACCAUUGAGAAAUCCACAAAAAGCACUAGAAUCGGUUCAAGCUAUUCCUAGUCUCAACGAUAGUUCUGUAAACGAACGUGACAAACAGAUCUACAUUUGUUCUACACUAAAAAAUCCAAACAAUCAUAAUACGAACAAUAAUAAUAUUAAUAGUAAUAACAAUAGCAACCCAACUAAUAACCCAAAUAAUGGAGUAAACCAUUAUGGAACUAUGAAGAACAAUGCACAAGCAGUAAAGAACCAAACAACUUUCAACUCGACACCGCCUACUACGACUAAACCACUACCAUCGAUUAUAAAUACACCGUUGCCGGAAAUUCCCAAGCAACAACAGCCGCCAGCACCAGCGAAAGACGAUAUUUACGCUAAACGGAAGCUCAUUGACCACAAUAGUAAAUUCGCCACAUUGAAAGCUAUUCCGUUGCCGAAAAUUGAAGCAUUGGAACUUGAAGCUCAAAAGAAGAAAAUGGCACAGGCGCAACAGUUGAAACAACAGCAACAACAAGAAGCAAACCUCCCCAACGGUAAUCCGAUAUCGGUAGCUAACACACCACUACCACCACCUCCAGCGAUAUCCAUGAACAGCACCAUGACUACGUCUCAGAUCCAGUCACUUCCGUUGCCGCCCCCGCCACCGGAACUGAUAGAAGAGGAUGAGGAUCUGUUGCCUCCUCCGCCGCCACCGGUGAUGAACCACGUGUCGGAUGGUGCCUGUGAGGAUCAAGCCGGCAAGCCCAAAAACGAACCCAAGGAGGCCAUUUACGCUACCAAGGUGAUUACCAACCACAACAGUCAAGCGAUGAGCAACGGUUCCAACAAUGGCGCCGGCACCAAUGGUCAAAAUGGUGGUGUUUUGAGCAACAGCAACCCAACGAAUAGCCCUAAUAAUAGCGAUGAAAGUAGUUUCUAUGCGGUGACUGAGCUGUAG